This is a messenger RNA of Suillus clintonianus, 3624 nucleotides long. RefSeq lists its product as uncharacterized. The record is from RefSeq and is a predicted model, not a curated record. The transcript is spliced from 4 exons. Bases 1 to 3624 code for a protein of 1207 amino acids. NCBI's taxonomy places the organism in Eukaryota, Fungi, Basidiomycota, Agaricomycetes, Boletales, Suillaceae.
AUGUACACCCUCACUCAGUUGGACGAUUACAACCGCCUCGUGAUGGCUAUCUCUGAAAACGACAUCCCUCGCAUUCAUCAGGUCAUCAACAUCGCUUUACGCAAUGGCGCCAGCAUCCGAGAAGUUGUCAACAAGCUGGAAGACGCUCUCGAGGGUGUGUACCAGCCACGCGGAUAUGGUGCUAACGACUUGGAUAUAGCCACCCUUGUCUUUAGACUGGGGGGGCGUCAGUUGCUUUUUGCCCUCAACCAGGGCCUCAAAAUUCCAUCCCUUCGUACUCUUCGCGCUAAAUCCAUAUUCACAUCUCUCUCACCAACCAUCGGCCCAAUACGCAACGAACAGUUCGACCAAAACAUCCAACAUAUUGUUGUCGACACUCGCGCUGACUUGUUGCCCUUGCGCGGCGUCAGUUUUAUGAUUGACGAGAUUGCGCUUGAGGAGAUGGCGGUUCAUUUCAGUAAGUUCAACAAGGUCGGUGGCCUUUGCUGGAAGCACUCGAACAUUAUCGACCCGGUUCUCCGCACAUACGACUCUGCUGUGAGUAUCGCGCAGAAAAUCCACGACGGCCACAUCCAUCUUGGAAAGGAGCUCACUGUGAUUGGUGUCUCCUGCUUCGGCGAAGACCAGAUAUACCCUAUCCUUGCAGCGCCCACCUGCAAGACAGAGGACGCAUCAGACAUGGAGCGCAUCCUCGCGCAAACUGUUGAGUGCUGGAACUCGAGUACUGCGGUUACGUCUGUCGGACCAGCCUGGUCUUUUGCAACAGAUGGCGAUGCAACUCGACGUGCCGCUGGACACAAACUUUUCGUCAAGACACCUUUAGCUCCAGACUCGCCUUUGUAUGGAACACUGAUCAAUAUGCCGGGCCUCAAUUUGUUCACUGGCGCGGGUGAAAUGACUCUUGAUUUCGACUUCAAGCACAUAUUUAAGCGUAUUUGCACACUCAUCCGGUCACCUGCAGGCAUUGUGCUCAAUAAUGGCCGAGUCAUCAAUUCCAUGAUGCUCGCGCGCUAUCUCGCGUGGUUGCCGGCAUACGAGGAAGCUGCGGUGACAAAACUGCUUUACCCGGAUGACCCUCAAGACGUCCCUCGUGCGGUUGAACUUAUGCUCGCCAUCAUCGAAUUCUCGAACUCCCAGCUCCACAUAUCCAACGAUUCGUUUUCCAUGGAUGUUGAUACUCGUGCUGAUGUUGCGUCCAUUUAUCUUCUCAGUAAACUGCUUGAAUCCAUCCUACUACCUUUCAUCCGCGUCGAGCUCUCCUUGUCCCAGCAAUUCGAAUCUCUCAGCCGUUAUUCACACCUCGCUUUCUCAUUUUUCCAUGCUCAUCGCCGAUCCUUCAUGUCAUACCAAUUAUACUACGACACACAGACAAUGGUCAAGAACGCCAUAUUCUCCCUCGCUAAGCAACAGUCUCUGGAUCCAUAUGCACCUUUUUUCCUUGGCGACGUCGGAGACGACCCCCUCGAGAUUCUUUUUGGACGCACUCGCAUGAUUGGCGGUCACAACUCGGCUUGUUCCUAUGCCCAGGCAAUUGACCGCCUUGCCGCUGCACAGGAUAUCGACGGGGUAUUCAAGCGUCAUCCCGAGCUUGAUCCGGGUCACCGACGAUUGAAACUCACUCGUCAUGAGGGAGUCGAUCAUAUCAAUCGGGAGAUCUGGAAGGGUGAUAUUAUCUCCGGCCGAUGUGAUCUUCCCUUAUCGUGGCGCAAAGGCCGUGAGGACGCACUUUUGAUCCUUGCCACUUCUCAGCUUGAUCCGGCUCAUUACUCCUAUGCGCAACUCUUCAACACUACGUCUGGCAUUGACAUGCUACGUCCAUUUGGCAACAAUAAGUACCUCGGCAUUAGUACAGACAACGAGCUCGAUGACGCCAGCCAAGUACCCAUUCUUCCCCCUCCCAUUGCAGCAUCUCCUACCUCACAAUGCCUAGAAACGGUCUUGAGUGAGGAUGGUGUUGAGGGCGUUGGUCCUGGAGAGUCGCAGGGAGAGAAUGACGAUGAAGAAGUCAUGUUGACGUUCGAAGAGGCCUUGAUUGAUGACUCUGACUCGCCUGCUGAUGCCCCCCCAGCUCAGUCUAACCAGCCUCGCACUCAAGAUUCUUCGUCCCCACCACUACCGCAAGGCCCAGGCAUCCGUCCCGACGACUAUCUGUUGUAUAACGGCCGCUGGAUCCACAAACAGACGGUCUGUCGUCUCAUCAUCAAUAAAGACUUCAUCUCGAAAUCACUUAACCGACUCGAGCGCGUCCGCGCUGGCUAUACUAAAGUCAACAAGCGCAUCGAUAUGUCGGCAGGUCGCAUCACUAACCAGAACUUAUUCCUCGUCGGUGAUAUCUUCGUGACCAUCCUGCGCUCCAGUCGGACACUUUCUAUUGCCGUUCUUCGGUCGACAGCAGCUAGCCUUUGCGGUAUUUCUCACUCGUCAAUCAACAUAGGCAUGAUGAAGGCUUCAAGAACCACGGCAAAGAUAACUGGCCAACUGCUCACCAUCAUCGCUACUCGCCUCUCAGCCGAUGUUUCACAGAUGUUCUUAUGGGACGGCGGGUAUGUUACUGCGCGUUCGGUAAUUCAAGGGUCCUCGGAGUCUACAGAACGCAGUGUCGUCGUAACCGUCCCAGGUUCUCUUGUCGAGCCUGUCAACCCCGAACCUACAUUCAUUCGGCUACGCGACGAUAUCAACGUGGACGACUUCUUGCAAGUGAGGGGGGGGCAGAGCACAUGGCAGAUCUCACGGGACGCUCUGCAAACAGCUUGUGACCUGCUAUGGGCGAAAGCGGUAGAGAUAAAUGUCCCUCUCAAGUCAAUUGCAGUCGUUACUCCUUCAGAUGAGACCAAAUUUCCUUAUAGACGCUUGGAUGGUAAGUGUACUCCUGCUGUCAUUUCUAUGGAGGCCAGUAAUUUGCUGGGAGCAUCCGAAGGGGAUCGAAUCUCCGUGUGUCCCCUUUGCGAAUCAAGUGUCCUCAAUAUGCGCAAUCACAUGGGUCAGCAUAUCCUGCGCGCACUCAGUAACACACCAGAGGAGGUCGUUUUGAAAGAACCUGUCGGCGACACACUUCCGUGUGGCUUUUGCGGACGUUCUGGUCGACCAGAGUGUGCUAUCACCGUCACUGUGCCCGCAAAAGCCGCCACAACAUGGGACACUAAAUGCAUGUACCAGCACCAAUUCCGUUACGCAUCCGCCGAGACUGGUUCCAAGAAUACACCAUGCCGCAACCUGCCACUGAAAUGUGAGCUUUGCCAUCCCAUUCUCCCUCCAGCGCCCGGCAAGACAACGAGAAAGACGGCUGUCGUCCCGGUCGGUGCCGUUUGGCGCUACAAUAUGCACGAGCAUAUCUUCCGGGAACAUGAGGAAUAUAUGGUGCCGGGACAGAGAGAUGUUGGCUUACCGCUGCCCGCAAAUGUUUGGAGGGAGAUGAAGCUCACGGACUUGGAGCAAACGGCUUCGCGCAUCCCAAAGACGCAUUGGCAGCCUUCCUACACUCCUCCGGGCGAGAUUGGAAAAGAGAACAUUCCUCCAUUAGUUUCCCGUGGUUCCAAACGCGCCGCUCCGCAAGCAGGCUCUUCCCGUCCUUCAAAGAAGGUCCGAAUGACUAUUCCUACUGCUCUUUCUGCACUCAGCGGUUGA